This is a messenger RNA of Penicillium verhagenii, 510 nucleotides long. Its product is annotated as thioredoxin family protein. Bases 1 to 510 code for a protein of 169 amino acids. Lineage: Eukaryota; Fungi; Ascomycota; Eurotiomycetes; Eurotiales; Aspergillaceae. The record is from RefSeq and is a predicted model, not a curated record. The transcript is spliced from 2 exons.
AUGGAGCUCCGAACCGUCAUCUUCUUCCUAGUCAUCUACGUCGGUAAGUCCAACCUACAUGAACGCCGUGACCACUGUCGCCAAACCCCGGCGACAACCCCAAAUGCAUUUAAAUCCCCCUCUGACGAAUCCCCAGGUAUCCGCCUCUACCAAUCCCGCCGCAACAGCAGUGCUCCCAUCAUGUCUCACGGAAAGGUCGUCAACAUCGACAACGAGGUCAUCUUCAAGGCCCUGACCUCCUCCGGUCCCACCGUCAUCGACUUCUACGCGACCUGGUGUGGACCCUGCAAGGCUGUCGCGCCUAAGAUCGGCGAGCUCAGCGAAAAAUACCCGAACGUGCGCUUCCUGCAGGUCGAUGUUGAUAAGAUGGGUCAGGUUUCUCGCCAGUUCGGUGUCACUGCUAUGCCGACCUUUGCGUUCUUGAAGGAUGGUCAGGAACUUGCUGAGAAGCGGGUUCGUGGCGCUGAUCUUCGCGCCGUGGAGGCUGGUAUUCAGGCUAUAACUGCUUAA